AUGUCCACGAGAGCUAAUCAGCAUAAGCUCAACGGUAAAGGCUCAUACGAUCUCCGUUUCUGCUCCUAUGAAGAUAGCAUCGCCGCUCUAGCAUACGGCAACGUGGCCACCGAUAACUCUUCCGAGGGCGAGGUCUGGCUCAACGUGACUGGGUUUGCUGUGGAUGAGCUUCCACACAUUCAGAACGAUGUGGGAAUUCACACAUUGGACAAUCUCGAGACACUCACUGCUAUUGCUGGCCUUGCCCAAGACGCGGCGAAGAGAGGUCAGUGGGGAGACAUUGUCUACUUGCAUAGUGCUUUCAGCAUGAAUGGCCACAUCGAUCAUCUCAAUGUUUCGAGUGUCGAGAUGCAGGAGGCACUCCUGGAUGCUGUUACAAACCAGACCAGCGGAGAAAUCAACUCCCCUUUGGUCGAGCUUUAUGCCAGCCAGUACCUCGAGCUCGACAUUCUUGGUUGA
Messenger RNA from Penicillium psychrosexuale, 459 nucleotides. RefSeq lists its product as uncharacterized. NCBI's taxonomy places the organism in Eukaryota, Fungi, Ascomycota, Eurotiomycetes, Eurotiales, Aspergillaceae. The transcript has 2 exons. The coding region runs from base 1 to 459 and encodes 152 amino acids. The record is from RefSeq and is a predicted model, not a curated record.